GCUAAUCGGAAUACCAAAAAAACCAAACAAAUUAAAAUAAACUGGAGAAAGUGCCGAAUUAAUUGAUAUAAGCUGCAUGUAAACCUUUGAAAGCGAUGCGCAACUGGAUGCCGGUCUUGUUCUGUGGCCUGGCCAUACCCAUUUCCUUGUUCAUGUGGCUGGGCAACGUGGCCUUCUCGAAGAUCUGGAACAAUGCCUACGAAGAGCCCCGGGUGAUACCGCCUAUGCGGUGGCUGUUUUCCACGCUGGCUCCCCUCACACUGAUGACGGUGGCGCUGCGUCGACGCUCGGUUAGCCGGUCUGGAGCCGCUCUAGGCAUUUUGGUGGCUUUUAUACUGUCGGUAGCCAGCCAUCCGUUCUUCGCCAGCCUGGUGGUCUUUUUCUUCAGCUCGUCGCGGUCCACCAAGUUCCGUGCACACAUGAAACGACGGUUCGAGCACGACUUCAAGGAGGGCGAGGGACAGAGAAACUGGGUCCAGGUCCUGUGCAACGGUGGAAUGGCCGCCCAACUGGCCCUGCUUUACCUCAUCGACUGCGGCAGCGGCGAGCGUGCCAUAGAUUUUUCCAAAGAGUACCGCUCCAGCUGGCUGGGUAUUGCCGUGAUGAGCGCCUUUGCCUGCUGCAAUGGGGACACAUGGUCCAGUGAGCUAGGCAGCGUGCUCUCCCAGCGCGAUCCCAUCUCCAUCAUCAGCUGGCGACGCGUGCCACGCGGCACCAAUGGAGGAAUCUCUCUGAUCGGAGUCGUGGUUAGUCUGCUGGGAGGCUUUCUCGUGGGCUUCGGCUAUUUUGUAACCGUCCGGUACACGGUGGAGGCCAAAAUGCUGCUCGUAAGUCCACCUCAAUGGCCUAUAAUCCUAUUUGGCGGCAUUGCCGGAAUUUUUGGAUCGCUACUGGACUCCCUUCUGGGAGGCAUGCUGCAGUUCUCGGGCAUCAAUGAGCAAGGCCAGAUUGUGGAUGCCCCAGGCAAGGGUGUGCGUCAUGUGUGUGGUCUCCGCAUUCUGGACAACCACAGUGUCAAUCUCAUUUCCAGCAUCAUCACGGGCGUCACCAUACCAGUCCUCGCUCUCAAGUUUUGGCCUGUGCGCUGAAGGAGGAGGCAUCUGUUGCAUGUUAUUCAUUAGGAUCAUAUACUCCACACACAUAUAUCUAUUUUUGUAAAGCUUCCUAACCGCUUAGCGAUUAACUCUAAAAAGACUUGUACCGAUCGAAACGAUGGACUCGAAAGAACAACGAUAAGGAUAGCCGCAGCGGGAGCACCGACCCAUACGAAGCGACGCCAAUGAUGUUCCUGUUCACUUGAUAAGUUUUAUACCCGGUGGCUCCGGUACCACAUCUAUGCGCUAACUCAUUCUCUCUCUCUCUCUCUCUCUUUUAAUCGUGCAGUGUGAGAAACCUGUUGGGUUGGUGUUGUGAUAAACGUGAGAGAGAGAGACAGAUAUAGCGGAAACAGAUAAAAUAAUUCACAAUUCGCAUACAAAAGGUCAUUCGAUCAAAAAGGCGAUAAACGAAGGGCAAGAAUUAACAUUGCAUCAUAACUAGAAGACGUGGAUUCUUUCUUUCUCACAUGACAAGUGCCAGAAAAAUUCAGAGAUAUGGGGAGAGAUCAGCACGAGAGAGAGAGAGAUAGACAGAGAGCAUGCAACAUUCAUCGCCUCCGAUACCAAUUCGGUUAAAUAAUUGUCAGGUUCACAUCUAUGUUGACUGAGUCCUGGGUAUAGAAGUAGCCCACGGCCUUGCCGUGGCGGACAACGUUCCCGCUUUCUUGAUCUUGUGGCAUCCCCCUGCGGCUAUCCGUCUAUACUUAACUAACAGUAAAAACUCUGAUAAAUGUUGCUGCAAACUAAA
This is a messenger RNA of Drosophila pseudoobscura, 1845 nucleotides long. Its product is annotated as transmembrane protein 19. The record is from RefSeq and is a predicted model, not a curated record. Bases 96 to 1088 code for a protein of 330 amino acids. The transcript has 2 exons. Gene Ontology annotation, cellular component: membrane. NCBI's taxonomy places the organism in Eukaryota, Metazoa, Arthropoda, Insecta, Diptera, Drosophilidae.